Messenger RNA from Zingiber officinale, 3286 nucleotides. RefSeq lists its product as uncharacterized. The record is from RefSeq and is a predicted model, not a curated record. Lineage: Eukaryota; Viridiplantae; Streptophyta; Magnoliopsida; Zingiberales; Zingiberaceae. The transcript is spliced from 6 exons. The coding region runs from base 730 to 2097 and encodes 455 amino acids.
ACCAGACUCGAGGCCCCUCUGCGUCGUUGGCCAGACUCGAAGACCGUAAAAACGCCGCCCCCUUGCUACCGAAGAGAUCGGCCCUCCUUUCCACCCUAGCGCUCUCUGUUCCCCUCUACGCCUCCUCCUCGUCGCCUCGUCGCCUCGCUGCCGGUGCCGCCGUUAGGGCUCUCUGCUACUUCACCACUGCGCCGCGCCUCUACCGGGCUGCGACUUCAGGAGUCCAAGAGUCCUCACCCUCAUCUCCCCGGGCGCUCGAUUCGACCGAAGCGGAAGCGGGAGGAGGGGUACGAGUUUCCCGGUCUGCGCCGUAUUCAUUAUUCCAGGCAUUUUGGCUGGUUCAACGCGAGUGCAAAUGAUGUGAGUGGGAGAUGAAGUAACAGGUUGGAUACCUUGUUUGUGUUAGUUCUUGAUAUUUAACCGGCGAUGAGUGGAACGGUUUGUUAUGCAGUUCCAAGGAGGUUUCUUAAGAACUUUUGGAAUUUAAUUUUGUCCACACUGAUAAAAUUCCACAAGGACUAAUGUCCUUAGAAUCAAUUUCCAGAAAAGGCUUGGUCAAUGUGCUGACAUGGAUAUGUUCUAGAAUUAAACAUCAUAAAUUUGUAGGAUUUUUUAUAUCCACAUGGAAAUUUGACGAAUCUUGAGAUAAUGGAAUUCCAUGGGCUUUUGUGCUUGCUUAAUAAACUAUAAGAUUAUUGUCUUUGAUAUCUCAAAGAAAACCAGGGUGCAAUGGGUGGGAGUGUUAUACCAUUUAUUGGACAUGUAAGGCUUACAGAUCUCGUAGCCUCUGAAGGACUUCCAUCAGAUUCUUACAAGAUCUCAGUAUCAACUCUUGCACAAUCCCUUGCUCAAUAUUCUGCUGCUGUCAUUGAGUUUCCUCCUGGAGAUAGUGCUCUUCUCAGAUCUGGUCUAGAAUCUGCUCGUUUGUUUUUUUAUCAGCAUGAAUAUACUCCUACUGAUAUAGCUCACACGAAGAAAACCAGGGAAUGGUGCAAGACAUCUGGUUAUUAUGCUGAUCCUAUAUUGUGGCAAGAAACAUAUGAUUAUAGACCUGGACUUACUCCAGUAGAGACACAUGGUGCAAUGGAACUUACUCCAGGUGGCUUGCCUGACAUAUUUGCAAUACUUGGCAAGGCUGCCAGAGAUAUCUUGCAUGCAAUCAACUUUUCAUUAAACUUGCGUAGCUUUUCAUUUACAGAAGUACUUGAUAACAUGCCAUUGAGGAAUGGAGAAAUUUCCUCCUCAGUUCUUUCAGUAUGCUGUCACUCGAGACCAUCAUUUCAAGCAGCACAACACCAUGCUAUGACAGGCCUGGAAGGUGGACAGAUGGUCAUAUCCCCAGACCAUGAUAUUGACAAGGCAUUAAUCACUCUUGUCAAAUCAGAUAGAGCAGGAAUGCAUAUAAAAGAUAUCCAUGGGCGUUGGAUACUUGUGGAUGGUGAUCUUGGUCCUCAAGAUGCAGUUGUUUAUCCUGGACUAGCACUUUACCAGGCAACUGCUGGUUAUGUGAAGCCUGCUGUGCAUAGGAUGGAUAUAGUUAAUUCACAUGCUCACAUAGAUGGAAGAAGUUCAGUGAUUUUCAAGCUUAUGCCCAGAUCAAUGGCAAGUCUGAGCUGCUCUGAGAUGAGAGCAGCUGGGUAUGGAGUCGAAGCACAAUUCCAGAUUCCUAUAUCGGUGGAUGAAUUUAUGCGGAGACCACACUCUACUGAUCUUUUUGCAGCAACUCUGAAGCCUGAUAUAAAGAGGGAGAGAGGAAAGAAAGGGCACAAGUCUUUGCCCCCUUCUAAGAAACUACGUCUAGAGGCACAGAGGGUUCUUAAAGAACGUGUUCAAGCAAUUGCCGAAAAGAAAGGAGUUAAACUCAGAUUUUGCAAUGUCAAGGAAUGUGAACGCCACAUGAUAUCGCCAGAUAGCCCGUGUGGGAAGAUAAGGAUGGAGAUAGGAUGGCCUGCAGGGGUUCCAUUUGUUCAUCCACAUGACCUUCCUAACAAGGCAAAGCUUGGAUUCCUUGAAGCUUAUGAACCUGGUUGGUCCUCACUUCAGCAAGAUAUACAGUUAAGUUUAUUGAAGCUGGACAGACCAGUUGACAGGAUUUAAUCUUCAUGACUUUGAGCAUGUGGUCAUGCGCUGUCAUCUUGUGGAAUCACAAGCUCUGCGUAACAUGGUCCCAAUCACAGCACCUGCAGGUUUCUGAAUCUAUACCUAAGUUGUUCUAUCAGCAGGUAUUGCAAACAUCAUUCUUCAGUUCCAAGAUCCCUACAGGUAUGGGGUAACUAGACCGUAGUAGGUUUUUCGUCUGUGGUGUCACUUCUUCCUGCAAUCAAUUAUGCUUGAUUUUCCAUAUAACUUAGAAUGGGGAGAUAAAGGUGCCACCAAAGAUGUCAAGUUGUAGCUAUGUAGAGAAAAUUCUAUCCUCUCCUCUUGCAAUCAAUGCAACUUUUGAGAAAAGCUCUCGUCCUGAUGGGUAACUAUAAUAAAGGCAAAAAAUCAAAAAGGUGCUCUUUAUUUUCGUUAUCAUUUACGCCCCAUGUUAAAAAAAAUUAAAAGAAUAUCCAUCCUAUUUUUGGCUAAAGCUACACUAAACGGUUUUAGUCAAUUGCUCUAUCUUGUAGCAGGGUUGAUUAAAAUUCUUUCAUGUUGUAGUACUUUUUAGCCAAAAUUACUGCAAAUGUAGCUGUUUCUGCAAAAUUGUUCCAAUAGUAUUUGACCAAUUUUAACUAAGUUGGACUAGUUUUGAAGACGUUGGAGGAGUUUUAACCAAUAUUGAAUUUAUUGAAUAUUAAUUUUGAGGAUGUUUUACUAGCUUUGAUCAAAAUUGCUACAGCAGUACUUGAACAAAAGUAUUUGGGGAAUGAAAAGGGUGACCAUUUAAUAUAUUUUUUUAAACAUGGGGUGCCUUUUUAUGAUAACAAAAAUAAGGGCGCUCUUUGAUUUUUACCUAUCACAUGAGCUAUUUGGUAACGUUCAUGGUUUACUGUAUAGAGAUUCUGUCAAAAACAUGUACAAGCUUUUGCUUCAAAAAAGGAUGAAAGGUUAAAAAUUCUGCCACAACUUGUGGAAAACACAUGGGAGUUCUGGAUAUUGCAAACUACAAGUUGUAGGCAGCAAUUAUGACCAAACUGUUAUCAUUAUAAGUCAAAUUGAAUGUCAGUGUCUUUUUAGUAUUUUCUCCAAUUCUGUGGGAUUUAGAACUUGUAAUACUUUUAUUUUAUUCUUAACUUUGUUUUCUUAGCUGUGAUAAAAGAAUACAUAUAAUAUAGUAGAACUAAGAUAAAAUCUUGGUGCU